UCUACAAUUGUUUGACGCGCACUUAUAUAUUUUCGACGCGACAUAUCGCGCUUUAUUUGACGCAGUUUAACGCCGCGCGUUAAAUAGCCGACGACGUACCUUAAUAAGAACCGGCAGCGCUAAUUCUCGGGCGGGCUUCCCUAUACGUUGUCCCGGUCCGCCGUCAUCGUCAGCUGUGCGAAGGUCAGGGUCGCGUUUGCGCGCACGGGAGGGUGCAAUCGAUGCAACAUCGUAGCCCCUCGCCGGAUGUAGUUGCCAUGGCGACCGUCUCUCCUGACCCCUUUGCCUAGAGAAGAGCGAGGCGGACUGUAGUCUGUCGACGCGCGAAGAGAGACCGAGAAUUGGGUAUUAGAGUUAGACGCGAGAGAGAGAGAAAGAGAGAUGACAGAAUGCGCCGAUGCGUUUCGAGUAUUCUGCGUAUCCUUUCGUUCUUUUUUUCGCUCCACGAUUCGUUAAAGGCGUACAUUCCGCACGAGGAGUUCCUUCCGUGUGUGUUCCUUUCCACUUGUUUCGCGUCCCAACGCGCGAUUUGUUUUAGGGUGCGCGAACUUUAUUCCUAUGCGAGUGCACGCGUAUAAUUGUGUCCCCCAAGUGACGUUUUCUGCGGUCUUUUUUUAGAUUUUGUGUGAUGACAAAUAUAUCAGUCGGUGGAGAAAAUACAUGAAAUAAAAAGCAGCAGGACAAUGUCGACGAGCACCGCCUCCAGCGGAGGCGGCGGUGCCCUUAGCCUGAUGGGUUGCGUAAGGGAGGCCUCGCCGCCUCCUCAGAAUCAUCACCCGCAUCAUCACUAUCAUCAUCAUCAUCACCCACAGCUUCGCCCUUUCGGCGAGUUCCCGGCUCAGCACAGCAUCGAUCCUGCGCCCAAAGAACCAAAGAAGCGCCGUUUUCAUCCGCUCCGCGGUCUUCGAAAGAUUUUUCGGCGGAAAAGCCGUGGUGCUGCCGACGCGCAUCUCGUUUCCAAUUCAAGUGAUCGAGAUGCUGAAUUGGCGCGUCUCCCCCGGGAGGAGAUCACGAUGAGACAUCCCGCAGGACGUCCCGAAGAAGCUCGCAGCAGAAGUGCCAGCGAGCUCCUCACCGACGUCUGCGAUCGGGAAAGCGUAUUUCUCCGGAGAGGAGGAACGGAGGAUAACUUCGUCAAGUUACGAGGAGGCGCCGGCAAGUUGUCAGUGUCGCAUGAUAGCGUUUUCCCCGGAGAAGUUCCUUAUACACGGCCUCUUUCCUCGCUGGCCAGCUUGACGACGCUCGAGCGAAGACAGGCUAGGAAGAGUAACGAGAUUAUCGAACACAAGGAGUGCAAUCAUCACGCUGCACAAAGGCACCGGAUAUCCCUGCGGGUACUCGAACAAAUCAAGACGGUCAUAGAGAACCGGAACCAACUGGCCUCCGCGACCUCGCCAGAUACGACCAGUAUAGUGCAUGCUGCUGGCGAGCGGUAUCAGCAGGAAACCACCGAGAAUCGCUUUGCCGUGUUCGACAAGCAUGGAGAGAGAAACAGCGUGGAGGACUGUCAGCAGGCAAAGAUUACGAGAUCGACGAAAAAUACGGUCGACCGAACCGUUCUGGUGGCCAAGGAAGAUUUACCACAAUUGGAAAGCGCGAGCUUGAACCACACGGCGGCGCAUCACAGGAUUUCCGUGCGUCCGAAGAACCGACGUCCACCACGUCGUACAGCGUCGACGACGACGUCGUCUGCCGACGUCGGCGUUUCUAAGUCGUCAUCGGUACCACCGACUAUCGUCGAGGAUACCCUGGACAGUUUGGAGCAGCAGAAGCAGGAGCAGCAGCUGCCUCAAUCGACGAUCAGCAAUGGUAGUUCGUCGCCGACAGAAUUACCACCAAAGGCUGUUGGCGUAAUCAGAAAGUCGUCAAGCCGGUUGUCUCGCAACUCCGACAUCUUCGAGGAGUUAGAGUCGAGGUUGCCGAGGAAGACGAGCGCGACCUCGUUGUCGCCAGACAGUCUGGACGUAACAACGACGAUAUCACGGAGCAGCGCGGAAAUGCCCGUCACCGAAGAACAGCAGCAGCCGGAGAUCAAAUGGAUCACUAGGAAACCAUCAAACCGGAUAUCCAAGCCCGACGUAUUUGAGGAACUGGAGGCAAAAUUGCCGCGCAGAAGAUCCUCGUCGAAUCGAUUGUCCAAAUCGCCGGACAGCCUGGACUCUGUUCCCUGGUUCUCCAAAUCCACCGAAGAGGUCUUCGACAAACUCGUGGAGUAUGAAGAGAUUGCGAAGCCGGUCAUUUCGGCCAGGCGACCGCUGCUGAAUCCCAUCUCGAAGUCCACCGAUCGCGUCUCCAAGUCGUCGGACAGUCUAGAGGCGAUCGAACCGCUGGUAAGCGACGAUUCGAUCGAGCGGCGACGAAACAGUUUUGAUUUCCGGGCGCGCAAGAGCUCGAAAUUAAUAUCUAAAUCGUCGGAGAACUUCGACGUGCUCGAGCAAAGCGGCUGCAUUGGAGAGGAGAUCGGCCAGGAGUUGCAGAAAAGGAGUAGCGUGUCCGAUAUUAAUUUGUCGCGCAGCCAAAGACUGUCGAAGAGCAUUUCCAAGUCGUCCGAGAGCUUUGAAAGGAUUGACAUGAGCGACAUGAAGGAUGACGUCGACGUAGAAGUGCUGUUGGAUGAUGAUACGCCAAAAGCGGGUGGACGGUCGACCAAGAGAAUGUCCUCGGAAAGCUCGGACAAUCUAGACGUGGAGGAUAGACUGGAGAAUAGGAGGGUCAGAAGGACACCCAAGAGAAUGCCGAGCACCAGCAUAGUGGACAUGAUAGUUUCUGGGGACGAUCACGAGAGGGAGAGGCGACCGACUCCUACCAGGAAACCAUCAAGGCUUCAAAAGUCUUCCGAAAGUUCGGAACUGGGUAGUACGGAUACUCUGGACUCGGAGAGAAGAAACAAAUCGUCGGAGAGCACCGAGACGCUGGACAGUUUGGAGAAAGACUUGGAACAGGAUAGAAAAGACGAGGAGAUUACGGAUAACGUGGUGGACAAGCGUGAAAAAAAUGAUUCUUGGUCCAGCAGAAACGCGGCAGUGACCGAUUCCGACCAAGCAUCGAUGGGAGAUGACACUGAGGACUCUAAGUCGCUUAUUUCUGCCGAUAACAAAUACUAUUGGCGCCAGUCCUCUGAGCCAGUCUCCAAGGAGAACUUGGGUAUUCAGCAGUUAUUAGCUAUUACAAUAAUGACCAGGAUGGCCGAUAACGGUAACAAUCAACGCGGUUCCGUCAUUUAUCCGAAGAAAAGACAGCAGAUGAGUACAUCACAACCGACGUCACCGGUAGCCAAGCAGGAGGACACGAAGAUGUUGUUCGACAAUCUGCUAGUGAGCAGCAAAAACGAUGAAGACCUGCAGAACAUGCUCAACGGAAACAUAUCGGAAGUGUCAACCGACACUAAAAGCUUUAAGGAAAAGCUAAUCAUGUUCGAGAAACUCGGGAAAUAAACGCGCGACAAUAGAACGAUGUGAAAUCGUUUUCACCAUUUCUUUUUCGAAUAGACCACUUGAAUCGUGAUCGAAGCUUAAUGUAGAGAAAGAAGAUACGGGAAACCUGAGAAGAGAUAAGCGAUCUCGUUUAGUACUUGAUAAAUGUACACAUAUUGUUGUAGAGUACAUCCUAGUGGAAUUAUACCCUAGUGGAAUUAUUGAAUCACAAAGUCGGUACAAAAAGAAAUCAAAAAUUCGAUUGCAGAUAAUUAUUUUUUGCAGAGAAUUUUGUUUGAUUAUUCAAAGUUAUGGAAUUGAAAUAAAGAAAAAAUGCAAAAUAUAGAUUCGCGUGAUGAGCGUAAUUAUAUGUAAAAAAAAUAGUAAAUUAAAAUAUAUUCUAAAUACUGAUUUAGAGAAGAUAAAUUUUUGAAGUAUUAAAUUUUGUGAAGUAUCAACGUGAAAAUACUUGAUAUUUAAAUUAUGUCUAAAUAAUUUGCAUGUUUUGUACGUUAAUUUUUGUAACUAUAAAUGUAAUGUAACAUCACGGAAUCUAUAUAACUCCAAAAAUCAAAAUAAUAUCAGUUCAGGUAGAAAUACCUGGAUCUACUUUGUUGUCGAUGAGUUUAUGAAACAAAAAUAUCAACCCGGCGGCAAUUUUCUCGCUCGUAUUU
Nylanderia fulva is the source of this 4087-nucleotide messenger RNA. RefSeq lists its product as uncharacterized. NCBI's taxonomy places the organism in Eukaryota, Metazoa, Arthropoda, Insecta, Hymenoptera, Formicidae. The record is from RefSeq and is a predicted model, not a curated record.